AUGGCAUUUGCCCAGCAACAGCGCCCUCAGACCGCCCGUCAACUAUCAUUCCAUGCACCUGAGCCCGCUGCGGCGGUCGCAACCAGCUCGCAGCAGCUAAAGCGCCGUCUCGAAGAGUCGGAAGAGUGGGUCCUCUUCUCGCCGACUGCCCCCUCCACGACCGCUCGCACACACACGACCUCGACUGAACGCACACCACGGACAGCUGGCCUGUCACGCUUCAGCGAGUUUGGCUCGCUCGACACCGCCGCCCGCUCAGACCAGGAUGACGACAACGGCACGUUCCUCGGAACUGAGGAGGAGCUAGACAGCCUCGACGACGGGCUCCACGCCUUCCACGAGCCCUCCGAGCACGCCCUGCCCACCAGCAGGCUGCAGGAGAGCGGCGACACGGUGCUGCCCAACCACGAUGGCCUGGGCUCCUUCCACCCAGACGCCACCAUGCAGGAGCACAUGUGGCAGUUUGAACGCUCUCCACGGAGACGUACUGCGCGGCGGCGGUCGAGCGUGCAGCGCCACCUCACUACCCUGGAUGAUACGGAUGAGGUCACGCAAGAGCAGGAGCGACGGCAGCGCAUCGAGAGGUGGAGACUCGAGCAGAGCAGGGCCGUGCUGGAAGAGAUCGAGCGGGAAACAAGAAGAAGGCGGCGAAUGAGCAUGGCCGCUGAUGGCACUGAUGGGUCAGAUGAGGGCACAGAGAACAUGUCCUUCUGGCAGCGACUUACUACACGCGUCAUUAGAGACCUGAUCGGUCUUGACAACGAUACGCUGUCGGUCAUCUUUGGCGAGAGUCUGCCUGAGGAAGCCAUGAGGCCCAAAGCGGGAUCUCCAUCGACCUCACCAGCAGACCGCGUGUUGCGAAAUGCUGUCGCAGACGCACACACAUACCCCGAGGAAGACUGGCAGACACGAGUCCUCGAGCGUGUGGCACAAGAACUUGGAGUGCUGGUCCACCAACUUUCUGAGCACCCAGGUGCAUUCUCUACAUAUCAACGCACCCAGACAGCGCCUGAGUACGCAGGCCUCACUCCAGCCGUUGCUACCGAUCUCGCAUCCUCAGGCCCGACUAGCUCCCAGCCCUCCGCCCCCUCGCCCGCCUCGGUGCAAUUCGCGGCCACAUUCCCAACACAACAGACGUCACACACUUACAGCGAAGCAUCAUUAUGGGGAAUCGAGGAAGAGCCCGAAUUGGCUGGUGUAAUGGAAACUUCGCAUCCAGACCCUGCUGCUACUGCACGGGCUGCCGCUGAAGACGCGGCACAUGAGCGAGAAUACUGGGAGCGCGAUCUUGACGUCAAGAUGAUCUUCAACUUCCUCGUGAGGCGCUUCACUUCCCGCCGCUCCAGCACGCCAACGCCCACAAGACGGCCUUCGGCGUCCACGUAUGCGAGCGAUGAGGGCGCGUCUGCGCGUCGCGCGGCCAUGAUCCGCCAGAACCACCCUUUGGUCAGCCGGACGACGGAUAGAGGGCUCCCGACGUCGUCUUCGGCACAACCCAGGGAGGUGAGGCGACGUGACGUGGGCGCGACGUAUCGCACGCACUACAACCCGCAAGCCAGCUUGAGACAGAAGACGCUAAGGAGUAGUUCUAGCUGCGCGAGCCAGAGCACGAAGAAGAGCAAGCGGAGCAGCAGUAGUCAGAGGAACUACUGGGACCUGGGAGGCAGCGUGGGCAGUGGCAGUGUACUCGCUGGAGAGAUUUAG
This is a messenger RNA of Didymella exigua CBS 183.55, 1704 nucleotides long. RefSeq lists its product as uncharacterized. The transcript has 2 exons. Lineage: Eukaryota; Fungi; Ascomycota; Dothideomycetes; Pleosporales; Didymellaceae. The record is from RefSeq and is a predicted model, not a curated record. The coding region runs from base 1 to 1704 and encodes 567 amino acids.